GUCAGGGAAAUAACCAAAGUUGUAACACAUUUGAGGAUAAAUAAUGCUGUUUAUAGAAAACUAACCUAUUGGAAUUUAUGGUAAUAUAGAAGAAUUUUGGUUAUAUUAUUCUCUCCAAGUUGACGUUUAUUAUUUAUUAAAAGAACUGGCCAUUGUGGGAAGUUAUCCAGCGAGGGGGAAUUACUAAUUCGGCUUAUGGACACAAAUUUAAAGUUUGCGUGAAGUGGACUCUUUCGUGUUGACGUUUUGCGUUUGGAGACGUAUCGAAAACGCCGGUAAGGUAUUAGAGUGUAAGCAUGAGUCGUCUUGAAAUUCCUUUGUGGAAACAAGAACUACUAAAACGAAAGCAAGCUAAAUUAGGCAAUGAAAACUUGGUUUCAACACAGAACUCAAAAGGGUCUGACCCAAAUCCUCGACAUAGGAAUGCUAUAAACACUAAUUUAAGUAGCUCAAAUCACAAUUUGGAUAACUCGGUGGAGAAAGGGCAUUACGAAAUCGGUAAAAAUUAUGGUUUUAAUAAACAAAAUACUGAUAGCGGAUGUACAACUACGAAAAAAUGCCCUACGUAUAAUCGAAAUAUUAUAUUGGAUAGCAGCGUUGACAGUAUUGACACGCGUCAAGCCAGUGAAAAGUCCAAGAUCUUGAGUGUCGAUACUGGCCCAAGUCGGCUAGACAGUCUUGAUACAACUUCUAAUAGGAAUGUAGGAAAAUAUAACAAAUGCGAUUUUGCUUAUGGUUUAAGUGGGGUUAGUUCUGAUAUAAGAAUGCAAAAAAGUUCUGAGGCAUUAAAGAAUAUAGAGAAGUCUAAUAGAGCGAAUAAUGAGCAAGAUGGGCCACAGGAACUUGAGAUUACUCAAGGUGUUGAAACGAAGCAUAUUAGCCCUCGUGAUGUUAAAAAGAUGUGGCAAUUACAAACUACUAAAGAUGAAAUAUUACCAAAAAGCCCAGUCUCAAAAAGCCCAGUCUCAAAAAGCCCAAGCCCUACAAAGGAAAUUCCCAAAACCCUUUCCCCCUCCCUUCAGAAUGCUCCCCAUCAAAUUACGACCAAUGUUGGAUCUAAUCCUACCCCAGUACCAAAGGCAUACAAGUCACCUUAUGCAAAAAAGCAGUGGCAAAGGUCAGCUUCAAAAGGUGAUGAAAAAUCAGUUAAGAAAAACUUUAUUCUAUCAAAAGAAAAUGAGACAAAACUGCAUGCACAAAAAUCAUCUUCAGGAAAAAGUGGUAUGGCAAACAAUAAUAUAGAUAAGGAUGAUGAAGUUGAACAUAUUCAAAGUGUGAAGUCCUUACUAGGGUUGUUUGGUGGGCAAGCAAAACCAAAGGUUAAUCGGAAAGUCAGUGAAAAUAGUGUGAAAACUGAGGGAGAAAAGGUCUGUCAUACCACAGAAAUUAAGAAACCAGGUCUAUUCAAGCAUCAUUCUGAGCCAAACCUGUAUUUUGAUAAGAAAGUUGUUAAUGACAUUUCAACAAGUCCCAGGAAGUCACCAACAAGCCCAAAGAAAUCUCCAACAGUCGAUGUAGAAGUGGAUGAUGUUGCUUUGCCCUCACACCAUGUAUCACAAGGUAUUCAAGAAAGAAUGACAAGGCUUCGCAGGGCAUCGCACUCUAAUAUGGAAGAUAUGGAUGGCUUCAUAGAAUAUGAGAAUAGAUUGAAUAAUGGUGUAGAAUCUGUGCAUUUAGUGCAAAACCAUGAUGAGUCACAACAUGUUCAGAUCAAUCAAAAGCAAAACCCACAGUUAAAUGAUAAAGUUGCUGAAAACAUUUCAAAGAGUCACAUGAAGAAUAAUGAAGAACAAGACAAUAUUCUAAAAAAAGAUUCAAAAACAAAAAACACCAGCGAUUCAAUGGAUAAAACAUUGGUCCAUAACCGCAAUCACAGAAAUGUUGCAAGAAUUAUGGUAACUCAAAAACGAAACACUGAAAACAAAAUUAUUGCUCCUGAAAACAGGCAAGUAAGCAAACAGAAUCAAGACAAUUUAUCCAACAGUGUUACAAAUACAGCUAUACGAAAUGACAAUGAAAAGCUGGGAUUAUCUGAAAGUGUAAAUAGUCAUAAUCAAAUGCCUGAUAAUCGCAGUAGUACCAAUGAAAUCAAUCGUAGCACUGUGAAUAAUGCUGUGAAAAGUAAAGAAGUGAAGAGUGACCCUAAUGAUCAGUCGUUUGAUAAACCUGUGUCAGUUUUGGGAACUGGUAUUACCAAAAAGGUAGCAACUGUGCCGGACUUGGCUGAUGCAAAUGAGCAUAAAUCUAAUAAUAAAUACCAGAACAAACAAAGUAAUUAUGUUGUUGAGAAUAGCGAAUCAGAUUCCAGCCUACAUAACAAUGUUUUGUCAACAGACCGAUCAACUGGGAUUAAACAAAACAAACAAGAAGAAAAGUUAGUUAUUAAAAACAAGGAAACAGUGAAGGAAGUUGAAGAGAAAAAGCCUCGUAGAAAGGGUCUUAAUGUUGUUGAUCCAUUAGCUGUCCUACAACUCACAAAGGAUCCUAUUUUGUUAAAAGAGCAACCAGUAGCUGCUGACCUUGGUUUGAUCAAAGAAUUGCCAUCUGGCAAGAAGCCCAAAGUUGACAUUAUCAAACACGAACCAGACAAAAAAGCUAAAAUUGCACAAAUUAAUCGAGCAUGGGACUUGGAUAAUAAUCCGAAAACUCCAAAACACAAUGGUGUAGUUCAUAGAAAUAUGCCUGCCUCUAGUUUGCAAGUUUCACCUACAAAUGUACCUGUAACAACCAUUGAUGAAAUACCAGUUUCAGUAAUUGAUGACUUGGCUACAAAUAAGCCAACUGCAGCUGUACAAGCAAACUCUGAUGUCACUAGCAGCAGAGGGGUCAAUAUUGGUAAUGCAACAUUCUAUAAUGGUGCUUUAGUUGCAGGAAGUGAAAGUGAAGUAGGAGGGGAUGAAGACGAAUUUAUACCUAUUUCAUCAAUUGAUGCAGAAGUUGAUUUAGGACCUCCACCUGAGAUAGUCUUUGAUUCAGUUCCAGGAAAUUUGAAAUCAUCUUUUGCUCGGCAUGGCAAGACAAAACAAGGAAAGAUUUCAUUUUUUGAACAUGUCUUCAUACAUGAUUACCAAUCAGAAACUGCUGCUGCAUCAGACUGGGACUAUGAAAAUGGGACAUCAUUCAGUUCUUAUACUCCAGCAGCCUUGAAACAAUACAAUGAUGCAAGUAAAUCAUUUGAUACCUCACCUGUUCCUAAGCCCCAGCCAUCAACCCCACCUUCUAUCCCGAAGGAGACAAGAGACAAUGAACCAAUAAUAACAUAUAAUGAAGAUGAAUCCAUUGAUUUUACUGAGUCAAGUGACAGCACUGCUGGGGCAUUGCUUUUCUAGUUUUCCUACACUGAAAAUCUGAUUAGGUGGGUCAAUUAUUGGUAUGUUAGCCACAAAUUUUAUUUUUUUCUUUUGAGAUUUAAUUAAAUAUAUAUCCCACAGGGCCUGAAGGGGUAAAUAUUGGUAAUAUUUUUGUCAUGUUUUCAAGUAAAACUGAAAUUUUAAACAAAAACUUGAAAGCAAUUUGUUAGGUUUAUUAAAUUGACAAUAAUUAAUUCAUAUUCAUAUAAAUAAUCACUAAUAUUAAAGUUGUAAACAUAAUUCUAAACAGAUGUGAACUUGGAAUACACAAUGAAAUAAGUGAUCGCAAUCUAUAGUUUCCAUAUAACGUAGACAAUAUUUAGCGGUUGUUAUAAAGCAGCGAGUUUGAAGUUGACAGGAAAACAAUUCUCUGUUUAUUAAUUAAAAAAAAAUACAACAAAUCUCAUGCAGAUAUUUCAAUCUUGGAUUGAAAAAUGCUUGAUCAUGCCAUAGAUUUCUGCUGCCAGUUACGAGAAAGUGUAAAUAAUAAAAUUUAAAAUUACUGAGAUCGAACAAAAUUUCGCGAAGGUUGGAAUGCAAGCAUGAGAAAAUUAUUCAAUUUCUAAAUAUUGAAACUUCGAUAACUUUCAUACUGUGUUGCGUUGUACAAGUCUUUGUCAACUCCGCUGUUCCGCUCUUUUACAGUUACAGUAGGUUCUAGACCUAGUCUAGUCUCUAUUGUAAAGACAUUCUAUUGUGUUAUAAGGGUAUAGAUUGAUUGAUGAUUUAGAGUAGAUUUUUGUAAGGGCAUAGAGAAAGACAGAAAAUUGUAAUUUAUUUAAAUAAUAUACGUAAUACGUAUAAUAAUGGUUUAAAUGAUAAUGCAUGAACAGUAUAAUUUAAUGAAGACGUGGGAUAGACUUCGGUUAAAUUAUUACUUUAACAAAGUUGGUAGUUAACAAAGUUAAAAAUCCAACUUGUAGAAUUUCAAUUUACUAGAACGUGUUAUUAAAAGUAAUU
Molecule: messenger RNA, 4310 nt
Organism: Dendronephthya gigantea
Lineage: Eukaryota; Metazoa; Cnidaria; Anthozoa; Malacalcyonacea; Nephtheidae
Exons: 2
Coding region: 297-3329 (1010 amino acids)
Source: RefSeq, a predicted model, not a curated record